AGAGAAUUGUGCACAAAUGACUUAUUUUGCCCUUCUUUCCGACCUCAACAACAACCAAAACAACAACAACCACGACCAUGCGUGUGCUCGCUGCUGUGUUCGUGCUCGCCCUUGCCUGCGUGGCAGGCACCUCUGCUGCCCCAGCCGCCCCCGUCCCCGUGGAGGGAAGCGGCACCGAGUGCCUCAUCUGCCAGUUCCUCGUCAAGGAGCUCGACCAGUACCUGACGUCGCCUGCGACCGUGUCCAAGAUUGUGGGCUACAUCGAGGACGUGUGCCACCUCGUGCCUUCCUCGGACCGCGACGCGUGCAAGUCCUUUGUGGACCAGUAUGGCCAGCAGCUCGUUGAUUGGAUUGCCUCUGAGCUCAGCUCCAACGAGAUUUGCGACAACAUCCUCAAGCUCGGCUGCUCCACCUCCGAUGCCCUGAAGGUCGCCGUGCAGGCGUCUGCCCAGCGGUUUGUUGAGGCCAAGCUCGGCAGCACCUGCGACAUCUGCAAGACGGUCAUCUCUGCGCUGCAGCAGGCCCUGAGUGAUCCCCAGACCGAGAAGGACAUUGUCCAGGCUAUCACCUCCGUGUGCAGCGGGCUUGGUGCGCUGAAGAACAUCUGCGUGGACCUUGUCGACGACUGGGCCCCCGAUGUCAUCAACUGGCUCGACGAAAAGCUGGACCCAAACGCCGUCUGCAAGGACAUUCACGUCUGCUCCGUUGCGAUGAAAGUCAACGGUGACCUCCUUGGCGCAAAGCGCUGCACAUUCGGCCCAAGCUACUGGUGCCAGAGCGAGGACACGGCUAUUGAAUGCGGCGCCCUCGAGCACUGCCGCACCAAGGUGUGGUCCCAGCAGGAGUAAGGGCCCCUCCUUACGCUCCCCCCCCCACCGGCCCUUCCUCCACACGACACAACACAACACCACAUUUACCACGUUCUUCCCCGCCCAGUGUCAUUGCCCUCCCUGAUUCCGCCCACACGCACGCGCACGCGCUCUCGAGAGUGAUACGCGUGUUUGUAUGUUGCUGUGUAGUCUGUUGCUUCGUGUCAUCCACAUGUCUGUGUGUGUGUCGUCACCUUCAGCGUCACUGUGCCCCACACGCUUGUAAUCCCAUAUUCCCGCUUGUUUGUUUGUGUUGCGAAGCAUUCCGCUGUCCUGUUGGGUGCUCAUUCUUCGUUUGUUCCAACUGCAACAACUACAACGACAACCGCCACCACAACUACUAUUACUGUAACCACUUCUGUACAACAACUCCAACCACAGCCGCAGCCACAACCGUCAUGGUCACAUAUGUUCAAAGUAUUCGGGGAGGGGUGGAAACAAGGACAGCAAUUCCCAUGGUGACAUUGCGAUGUAACACAUCCCAUACACCGCUG
Messenger RNA from Salpingoeca rosetta, 1363 nucleotides. RefSeq lists its product as uncharacterized. The transcript is spliced from 9 exons. Gene Ontology annotation, biological process: sphingolipid metabolic process. Gene Ontology annotation, cellular component: lysosome. The coding region runs from base 78 to 848 and encodes 256 amino acids. NCBI's taxonomy places the organism in Eukaryota, Choanoflagellata, Craspedida, Salpingoecidae. The record is from RefSeq and is a predicted model, not a curated record.